This is a messenger RNA of Adelges cooleyi (spruce gall adelgid), 2600 nucleotides long. Its product is annotated as hemicentin-1-like. Gene Ontology annotation, molecular function: protein binding. Lineage: Eukaryota; Metazoa; Arthropoda; Insecta; Hemiptera; Adelgidae. The record is from RefSeq and is a predicted model, not a curated record. The transcript is spliced from 15 exons. Bases 93 to 2594 code for a protein of 833 amino acids.
CGGCAGCGCAUGGUGGCGCACAUAUAUUCCGUUGUGGUCGUCGUCGCCACCCGACGAGACGUCUACGUUCCUGUCUUCCGAUAUAAUAAGUCAUGGUUGUUCAUCGGCUGACAUCAUUAAUUUGGCUGUUAGCUGUCAUAUGGAGUUGUUUUUGUAUAACAUUGACUAAAUCUGUAACUCGGGAAACGCACAACAUUAAGCAAAUCGAAUCUAUUGUAGGAGAAAAGGCCGUACUGCCAUGCCGUGUGCAAGAUGGGAAAACAAAUAUAACGGAUUGGCCGGUUCUCAUCAUCUGGUACAAGGGUGAAGAUGUUCCAAUUUAUAGCGUGGAUCAUCGAGAACGAUCAACGUCUAAACACUGGGCGAGCAAAUCGAUGAUUGACAGGGUUUACUAUACGAUAAGCAAAGGUUGGGCCACGUUGACCAUUGAGAGCGUCCAGCCAUCGGACGGCGGUCAGUAUAGGUGCCGAGAGGACUUCAAGUACUCUCCAACGCGCAACAACUAUAUACUGCUGAAUAUUAUAGUUCCGCCUAAUAGACUGGAAAUCGUGAACGCAGACAAUCGCAUUGUUUGGAAUUCCACGAUGCCACCAAUCCUAGAAAACGACCCGUUGGAAAUAACAUGCAUAGCAUACGAUGGGCAUCCUUUGCCACGAGUGAUGUGGAACAUACGAGGAGACAACGAGGACACGGCGUACGGCACGAGAAUAGGCGAUACAGCUGUAGCUAAUACUCUGAGAAUCGCCCAAGUGCGCAGGGAGAACUUGGGCAAAACACUUAUCUGCGAAGCGUCCAAUAUAGCCAACGCCGUCCAACUGUCCACUUCGGUCGUCAUAAACGUUUACCUGAAACCGUUGACCGUAGCCAUCACAGGAGCUGAACAACCUUUGACCUCGGGCGAAUACAACAGUUUGGAUUGUGUGUCGUACGGAUCCAGGCCGCCUGCCAACAUAACGUGGUACCACGACGGACGGGCAAUUAACUUCGAGACGAAAAGGAUAAAGGUCAUCGAAAACAGCAAUAUGACUUGGAGCUCUUUGAAAAUUUUACCCGAUGAUAAUGACGACCAAAGUGUUAUUAGCUGCCAAGCCAGUAAUACAUAUUUUCCAGCUCACACGCUUCAUCACCAAAUAACACUCGGCGUACAGCAUCCUCCAAGAUUGCAAAUAAAUCUGGGAAGAAAUUUGAACGCAUCCAACAUUAAAGAAGGGUCCGACGUAUACUUCGAAUGUGUGGUCAAAGCAUCACCAGCUAUAACAAAACUGGAGUGGAACCACAACGACACCAAUGUUGGACCUUACGGAAGCCGGAAGAUUAUUUAUAGCAAUCAGACCUUAGUGUUGCAGUCGAUAACGCGGCAGGGAUCGGGGCGCUAUCGUUGCUUGGCUUCCAAUGCCAGAGGAAAGACUGUCAGUGAUGUUUAUGUUCUCGACGUGAAAUACGAACCAGCUUGCAACAGUGACCAACAGCACGUGUACGGUGCACACAGAGGAGAAACCAUACACAUCAAAUGUGAUGUCAAUAGCAAUCCGGCGGCAACAUCAUUCCGUUGGGCUUUCAACAGUUCUGUGUCGGGAUUAACCAGAGUGACUACUAUAGAUAAAGGAUCACCCACGAUCAAGUUCAGAGUUAUCAAUUUUGGCACGAUGUUGUGCUGGGCCACCAACACACUGGCCACCCAAUCGCAUCCUUGCAUGUUUCACGUUGUACCGGCAGAGAGGCCGGGACCUCCUCGAACCUGCACUCCUAUGAACGUGACCAGCACCAGGUUCACGGUACUCUGUGAGCCUGGUUACGGUGGUGGACUACCGCAACAGCUGAUUUGCACCGUGGCCGUGGCUGGCCGUUCGGAUCACAAGCUGAACAGUUACCAAAGCCAGACCGGACAAACUUCCGUGCAAGUCACGGGCUUGCGACCGUCUACCCAAUACGUGGUCACGAUACACUCGAGUAACGCCAAAGGACCCAGCACUAGGUACAUUCAAGUGUACGUGGAAACCGCGCCCAACCCUAAGGAUCCUCGAGUGGCCGGCGAUUCCACCAGCACUGUCACCAGGUUCUCGAAUGCCGCAUACGUCGGGAUUGUACUUCUUAGCUGUUGUUUUGUGGGUGCAUGUGCGAUGGCCGUUGUGUUUGCCAAACGACUAACGACCGGUCAAUCAGUAUUCCAGCAACGAUCCACAACUGUCAGGUCCCGAGACGGUGAAGAAAUUCGAUUUUCCGGAGCCAAGGACAGCGCCGAUCGACGUCCAGUUGUUUCAAAAAAUGAAAACGGGUUGCUGUCUAGACUAACAGUUCAAUUAAAAUCACAGGACCUUCAGCCAAAUGACUCAUGUCAAGAACCAACUCUAGAGCUAACUGCGCGUCCAGUCACGUCUUUGCAACCCACGAACAAUUCAAAGUCAUUUUACAUAGGAAGCCGUGUGACCGACAACAAGGAUGUUCGAUCGUACGGACCAAUGAUAAAUGGUGUUAAUCAACAAAAGCUGUGCGACUCUUUUGUCGUCUACCCAAACCACAGAUCUGUGCCAGUACAGGAUAUGGUCUAUACUCGCACUACCAAACCAUAUACCGAAAUCGAAAGCAUAGUCUAAAACCAU